Aspergillus niger is the source of this 1578-nucleotide messenger RNA. RefSeq lists its product as uncharacterized. The record is from RefSeq and is a predicted model, not a curated record. The annotation marks the transcript as partial. Gene Ontology annotation, biological process: transmembrane transport. NCBI's taxonomy places the organism in Eukaryota, Fungi, Ascomycota, Eurotiomycetes, Eurotiales, Aspergillaceae. Gene Ontology annotation, molecular function: ATP binding; ABC-type transporter activity. Gene Ontology annotation, cellular component: membrane. The transcript has a single exon.
AUGACUUCCCAGACGACAAGCGAGGGGCUCCCCCUCGCGGCCAACAUUUUCGGAUUCGGUGUGGCGGCCCUGGUGGGAGGAAGGGCCUUCAUCGCCAUCGUGAAUCGACUGCGACAUCGACAAUUGACCCUCGACACAAUGUUUCAAUCGGAUGGGUAUGAAGACCGCGAUGGAAUUGCAACACCAGAAUCUAUCAAAGAAUUCUCCGACAAACCCCAACGCGUCGCGCUUGCAAUCGGAACCGGAAUUGGUGUCUGGUUAUCGUUAUCGGAAGUUGUUGUGUUCAGCAUUGUGUCUGCUUCCACUGAUGAUUUCACACGAUGGAUGCGACUUGGAGCCUGGGGAACCCUGGCCCUCAGUACAUGUGCGGUCUGGAUGGAAGACGAAUGCACGCUUCGGUUCCGACACGGCAUUCAAACAAGCAUCGGGUGCAUCGCCAUGAUGGUCCUUCUAGUUGCAGAUCAGUACCAAUGUUACAAGGCAUUGGAUUUUUCCUUCCUGUCUUGGUUCUUUCUGCUUGGCCAGUCUUGCGCCGCUUUGGGCGCCUGCAUUGCUGGAACGUCAUUACCUCGUCGACCGGAUGUUUUUCACAAUGGGACUGUGGUGGACCGCAAAGGAUCAGCAACCUUCUUGGACCAGCUUUUCUUCGGAUGGGUGGGUCAGCUGCUUUCUGCGGGUCAGAAAGAUGAGCUGGAGAUCAGCCACCUGCCUGAGCUCGAGUUCAACAGCCGUUCACCUCAGCUAUUUCACGCUUUUAGCCAACAAUGCACGGCUUCUACCUCAAGCCUUUGGAAGGUCCUUGUCCUCAGUCAUCGGAAAGCCCUAUCCAUUCAACUCCUUUUGACCUUCCUGAAUGGGACCAUGGCAUUCGUGCCCCAGUUUUUUAUCUUGGGAAUCUUGCAGCGUCUGGAAAACGACCCUGAUGAUCCUUGGCUAUGGCUUUUUGUUCUUGGACUGGGCGCAUCGACUAUCGUGUCCGCUCUUAUUGAAAAUUGGAACCUCUAUGUCUCAUCCAAUCUGAUUGCAGUGAGGCUGCAGGAACAGCUAUCAACAGUGAUCUAUGACAAAGCGUUACGUUGUCGUGCAGUGAACAAUGUCGGGACGGAUUCGCAGAGUGCCAGUACCACCAGCCCAUCUAGUCAGGGUACCAUGAACUUGGUCGCUGUGGAUGCAAAGAAAGUGGCUGACUUUUCAGCCGUUGGCUUUCAUCUUUACGAGGCACCACUGAAACUCAUUAUUGCGGCUAUUUCGAUUGGCCGGUUGCUUGGACCUCAGUGCCUACUGGUCGGUGGCUUAGUACUUUUUCUUGUAUCUGCUGGAAACUUUUACUCAGUCAGCCAGUUUUCGAAGCAACAAAGAGGUCUUUUAAGGUCUCGUGACAGCAAGAUGGGAGUCAUCAACGAGGUUCUCCAGGGUAUCCGCCAAGUCAAAUUAUCCGCUCUGGAGGAAAAAUGGGAAAACCGCAUCAACGACUCAAGAGGGAAGGAGCUACACAGCCAGUGGCAAGUUUAUAAGUGGGAACUUCUCAUGUUCGUUGCUUAUAAUGUCACCCCGGUUGCUGUUUCCGCCGCUUGCUUA